UCUUUUGACUGUCAUCAACCACAAUACCACCAACCAACACCUCCUCUCUUCCCUCCCCCAAAAAAAAAAAAAACUUCCUCUCUGAAAAAAAAAUCUUCCAUAAACGACGAUCUUUAUCCGCAACUUCAAAGAUCCGUUUUAAGACCCGAAUUCCCUGCCCGUAUUUUCCCUCUCGUGAUUCCACCUCAGUACGUACCGAUUUCUUGACCCGCUCGGUAAUUUUUUGAGUUUUUUUGGGGCUGUUUUUAAAAGGAGCUUGAUAUUCGACUGAGGAUCUGUGAGAUUAUCGUUUUUUGCUUUUUAGUUUAGUCCGAUGGCUUCUAUAGGUAUGGCGCCUACUUCUGGGUUAAGAGAACCUAGUGGGAAUGCAGUUGGUGUUGAUAGAUUACCUGAUGAAAUGAAUGAUAUGAAAAUUAGGGAUGACAAGGAAGUGGAAGCAACUAUAGUUGAUGGUAACGGAACCGAAACUGGGCAUAUUAUUGUCACCACUAUUGGGGGUAAAAAUGGCCAGCCUAAACAGACAAUAAGCUAUAUGGCCGAACGUGUUGUUGGGCAUGGAUCAUUUGGGGUAGUGUUUCAGGCUAAAUGUUUAGAGACAGGCGAAACUGUUGCUAUUAAGAAGGUUCUUCAAGACAAGAGAUACAAGAACCGUGAAUUGCAAACCAUGCGUCUUCUAGACCACCCCAACGUUGUCUCUCUGAAGCAUUGUUUCUUUUCAACUACUGAAAAAGAUGAGCUCUAUCUUAACCUGGUGCUUGAGUAUGUUCCGGAGACUGUCCACCGAGUUAUCAAGCAUUAUAAUAAGAUGAACCAAAGGAUGCCACUGAUAUAUGUUAAACUCUAUUUUUACCAGAUUUGUAGAGCACUUGCUUACAUUCAUAACAGUAUUGGUGUGUGCCACAGGGACAUAAAGCCACAAAAUUUAUUGGUCAACCCGCACACUCAUCAGCUAAAACUGUGUGAUUUUGGAAGUGCCAAAGUUUUGGUGAAAGGGGAACCAAACAUAUCUUACAUCUGUUCUAGGUACUAUCGAGCACCUGAAUUAAUAUUUGGUGCAACUGAAUACACCACAGCCAUUGACAUCUGGUCUGCUGGCUGUGUUUUGGCUGAGCUAUUGCUUGGGCAGCCUCUGUUUCCUGGUGAGAGUGGAGUAGACCAGCUUGUUGAAAUUAUUAAGGUUCUAGGUACCCCAACAAGAGAAGAAAUCAAGUGCAUGAAUCCUAACUACACAGAGUUCAAAUUCCCCCAAAUUAAAGCUCACCCAUGGCACAAGAUAUUUCAUAAGCGUAUGCCUCCGGAAGCUGUGGAUCUUGUUUCACGACUAUUGCAGUACUCUCCAAAUCUGCGUAGCACAGCUAUUGAGGCUUUGGUUCAUCCAUUCUUUGAUGAGCUACGUGAUCCUCACACCCGCCUACCUAAUGGUCGAUUUCUUCCCCCACUGUUCAACUUUAAGCCUCACGAACUGAAGGGAGUUCCUACGGAUAUGUUACCGAAGCUGAUCCCGGAACAUGCAAAAAAGCAAUGUUCCUUCCUUGGAUUAUAAUGGAAUAAUAUAAUUCCUUUCUGCUUAAAUCUUUGAUGUCUGCUCCUUGCAGAAAUCAUGGGCUAUUGUUGAAAAAAAGUAGUUAGUAAGCCUGUUUCAGUUAUAUGAUAAAGAAGCCUUGUUAAUGUUUAUUUGUUCCCUUUAUUAAUAUUUUUUUUCUAUCAAUAUUUAUGUUCUUUUUCUUUCUCUUUUUUUUCUUCUCCCUUUUGUAGAAAAAACAAAACUUGAGUAUCUGCCCUUAAAGACCUUAAUGAGUAAUGUUGACCCUUUUAUGACCAGAUUGUAACAAUAUAUUUGUUGGUUUCAAUGUAAUUUCCUAUUAGUAUAA
Molecule: messenger RNA, 1871 nt
Organism: Gossypium arboreum
Lineage: Eukaryota; Viridiplantae; Streptophyta; Magnoliopsida; Malvales; Malvaceae
Product: shaggy-related protein kinase alpha-like
Exons: 13
Coding region: 314-1543 (409 amino acids)
Biological process (GO): protein phosphorylation; signal transduction
Cellular component (GO): cytoplasm
Molecular function (GO): protein serine/threonine kinase activity; ATP binding
Source: RefSeq, a predicted model, not a curated record